Meloidogyne enterolobii is the source of this 338-nucleotide messenger RNA. The record is from the annotation of a GenBank genome assembly. NCBI's taxonomy places the organism in Eukaryota, Metazoa, Nematoda, Chromadorea, Rhabditida, Meloidogynidae.
UAAAUUCUUUAAUAAAUUUAAGGUUCUAAAAAUGGCUGAUGUUGUCCGGUUAAGAUUUCCUCGUCUAAAUACAUUAAUUGCUUGUGCAUCUGUUGUUGUUCAGAGAAGAAUAAAAUCUCAUGAUGGGCUUGAACUUACUUUACAAAUUAACCACCUUUCUCACAUUGUUUUAUUCACUGAAUUACUUCCUUUGCUUGAGCUAAAUUCUCCAUCAAGGAUUUUAACUGUCGGUUCUAUGUUGCAUAAUUUGUAGGUUUUUAUUAGGGUUCGAACUUCCAUAUUUCCGGGUCUUGUAUCCGGGGUACUUAUUUUAAACUGACCAUGGCCAGGCUUUCUGG